Molecule: messenger RNA, 1515 nt
Organism: Syngnathus typhle (broad-nosed pipefish)
Lineage: Eukaryota; Metazoa; Chordata; Actinopteri; Syngnathiformes; Syngnathidae
Gene: creld2
Product: cysteine-rich with EGF-like domains 2
Exons: 10
Coding region: 225-1295 (356 amino acids)
Molecular function (GO): calcium ion binding
Source: RefSeq, a predicted model, not a curated record
GCCACAAUUUGAUCUUGGGGACUGAAGCGGAACACUGGAAGUCGUGCAUCUUUUCCUCAGCCGGCAUGUAAAUAUUACUUCACCGCGCGUUGUAUUCAAACGCAAUCUCUUAUUUAUUCUAAAAGGCGGUACAUUUAUUCGCUGCGUGCAUCGCUCCGAAGGUACCAUUAAUAACAUAUUAGUUGUGUAGUGGAUUUCACUGUGUGUCCUGAUGAAACGGUGAAAUGCUGCCCAUGGGUCCAGAUUUGCGACUUCUCGGGCUUUUGUCCUGUUUUAUUUUACUUUUUCAAUUCACGAAUGCAAAGAGGGAUUUAAAAAGCUCCUGUGUUACCUGCCAGCAGAUUACUGACAACUUCCGAAAGGGCUAUGAGAGAACUGAAAAGCAAAAUUUUGGUGGUGGCAACACAGCCUGGGAGGAAAGGGCAUUGUCUAAAUAUGAGACAAGUGAGAUCCGACUGAUGGAGAUAAUUGAGGGUCUGUGUGACAGCAGCAGCUUCGAGUGCAACAAGAUGCUGGAAGAACACGAGGAAUUGUUAGAGACAUGGUGGUUUAAAAGGAAAACAAAGCAUCCCGUUUUGCAUACAUGGUUCUGCAUCGACACCCUCAAAGUGUGCUGUCCAAAAGGCACAUUUGGACCUGACUGCAACGCUUGUGUGGGAGGUUCCGAGAAACCCUGCAACGGGAACGGCAAAUGUGACGGCGACGGAACCCGAGGAGGGGACGGCAAGUGCUUAUGCGACAUGGAGUACAAGGGCGAAUUCUGCCUGGACUGCAUCGACGGCUACUUCCACCAAUUGCGCAACGACUCCUUCUCCCUGUGCACAAAAUGCCACCCCUCCUGCAAGACCUGCAGCGAGGCAACCAAUCAGGACUGCGACGAGUGCGAGGAUGGCUGGGAGGAGGACGAGCAGGAAGCCUGCAUUGAUGUGGACGAGUGCUCCAAAGACUCCCCGCCAUGUCAAGAAAACCAAUACUGCAUCAACACGGAAGGCUCUUACUCCUGCAAAGGUUGCGAUAAAGCGUGCACGGGAUGCGCUGGAGCCGGUGCGGGCAUGUGCAAAGCGUGCGCUGGUGGAUACCAGGACUCUGAGGACACCUGCACAGAUAUCGACGAGUGUUCCCAAGCCGAGCCGAUGUGCACUAAGGAGCACCAGCAGUGUGUCAAUAGCGAAGGCAGCUACAAGUGUCUCUGCUCAGCCGGCUACGAGGACCAGGAAGGCGAGUGCGUCCAAAAGCCACAAGAAGUACAAGAAGAGGAGGCGGGAGAAUCCGAGAGUCCUCACGCGGAGCUGUGAUGAAGAUCUUUUCGACGCUGGCUCAUUUUAAAAAGAUUGGGGGGAAAAAAAAAACUUUGAAAACUUCAACAGUCGCCAGUCAGUGUUUUCUACUUUGUGGACCAAGGAGGAGUCAUUGACAUUUUAUGCUGUCGUUUUUGCACUGCUCAAUGUGUCCUGAUUUGUCAUCUUCUUUUAAAGUACUUAAAUGUGUUACAAAUAAAGACGUGAUCGAAAUCCA